GGGCGGGCCGGGGCGGGCCGGGCAGGCGGCGGGGCCGGUGCCGGUCGCGGCGGGGAGCGCUGCCGGAGCCGCACGGGCGGCAGGUGCAGCCCGCUGAUGGGGCAGAGCAGGACCCACUCCAGGCUGGCACCAAACCUGGCACCAAUCCUGCCCCGAGCAGCUCUGGGCUGAGCUCUGAGCACUGUGCCAGGGAGGAGCCCCAUAACAGGGCCUUGGGGCUCACCUGGGGCAGCGUCCAGCUGUCAGCAAGGAAGGAGCCUGUUUGGAAACACUGGACAUAAAGAUAAAAAGGAAUACCUUCUCCCAGCAGUGGCAGGUUGAUGAGUGACCCAGAGACCGGCACACAGGAGUACAGCCUGCCCUCGGAUCUUAGAGGAAGCAGCUGGGGUUUGUUCUUCCCAAAGUCCUCUCCCACAGAGGAUCACCCACAUCUAACAUCACAGGAUGAAGAACCCUCCUUUCACUCUCCAGGGCCCGUGCACACCUUUGCUGCCGUCUCUGCUCACCUGCAGCAGCAUGAACCUGAAGAAGUACCUGGUGCGGGCGCUGCAUCGCCUGCAGAAGGGCCCUGGCUACACCUACAAGGAGCUGCUGGUCUGGUACUGCGACAACACCAACACCCACGGCCCCAAGCGCAUCAUCAAGGAGGGGCCAAAGAAGAAAUUGAUCUGGUUCUUCCUAACGCUGCUCUUUGCAUCCCUGGUGUUCUGGCAGUGGGGGAUCCUCAUCAACACCUACCUCUCCUACAACGUCACCUCGUCUCUCUCCAUCGGCUUUAAGACCAUGAAGUUCCCUGCAGUCACCAUCUGCAACGCCAACCCCUUCAAGUACUCGGAGGUGAAGCCCCUGCUGAAGGAGCUGGACAGGCUCAUUGAGGCAGCGCUGGAGAGGAUCCUGCAGCCCACACCAGGCAACAGCAGUGAGAACGUGUCCCUGCCACUCGACCUGGAGCUCUGGAACCAGAUCCCCCUGGUCCUCAUCGACGAGCACGACAAAGACAAUCCCAUCAUCCUGGACAUCUUUGAGACCAACCAGACUGCUGCGGGCAACGAAACUGCCAUGGACAGCAGAGCCAGUGUGAGCAGUGACACUGCUGGGGACCACCAGCUCUCUGGGGGCAACGAAACCAUGGACAACGAAACCACUGAGGGCAACCAAACCACUGCUGCACCUGCCCCAGCCAGCACCGUGUCAGAAGAGAAGAAGUACAAGCUGGCAGUGAAGCUGUGCAGCCACCAGGGCUCUGACAACUGCACGUACAGGAACUUCAGCAGCGCGGCGCAGGCGGUGACCGAGUGGUACAUCCUGCAGUCCACCUCCAUCCUCUCCAAGGUCCCGCUGCACGAGAGGAUCAGGAUGGGCUACCAGGCAGAGGACAUGAUCCUGGCCUGUCUCUACGGGGCCGAACCCUGCAACUACAAGAACUUCACCCAAAUCUACCACCCAGACCAUGGUAACUGCUACAUCUUUAACUGGGGCAUGGAUGAAGAGGCUCUGAAUUCUUCCAACCCCGGGGCCGAGUUUGGGCUGAAGCUGAUUCUGGACAUCAGCCAGCAGGACUACAUUCCCUACCUGUCCUCUGCCGCUGGGGCCAGGCUCAUGCUGCACCAGCAGAAGAGCUUCCCCUUCCUCAAGGAUCAGGGCAUCUACGCCAUGGCUGGGACAGAAACCUCCAUUGGAGUGCUGGUGGACGAGCUGGAGAGGAUGGGUUAUCCCUACAGCGACUGCACCAUGAACGGCUCCGACGUCCCCGUCAAAAACCUCUACAGCCAAUACAACACCUCCUACUCCAUACAGGCCUGCCUGCGCUCCUGCUUCCAGAACCACAUGGUGGAGAUCUGUGGCUGUGGGCACUACAUGUUCCCUCUGCCUGAAGGGGUGAAUUACUGCAAUAACGAGGAUAACCCAGGCUGGGCAUAUUGCUAUUCCUCACUGAGAUCCAGCAUAAAACAGCGUCAGAUCUGCAUUGACUCCUGUAAAGAAACAUGCAAUGACACGCAGUACAAAAUGACCAUCUCCAUGGCGGACUGGCCAUCAGAAGCCUCCGAGGACUGGAUUUUCCAUAUUCUGUCUUAUGAAAGGGAUAUGUCAACAAAUGUGACUCUGGACAGGAAUGGGAUCAUCAAGCUGAACAUUUACUUCCAGGAGUACAACUACCGCACCAUCUCGGAGUCAGCUGCCACCACGAUCGUUUGGCUGCUGUCGAGCCUGGGAGGCCAGUUUGGGUUCUGGAUGGGGGGCUCGGUGCUGUGCCUCAUUGAGUUUGGGGAGAUCAUCAUCGACUCGCUGUGGAUCACCAUCAUCAACGUCAUCAGCUGGUGCAAAGGCCUGAAGCAGCGGCGGGCGCGGGCGCGGUACCCGGACGCGCCCCCGACGGUGUCGGAGCUGGUGGAGGCUCACACCAACCUGGGCUUCCAGCACGAGCCCGCGGGGGCCGAGGCGCUGCCCCCCGAGCCCGGCACGCCCCCGCCCAACUACGACUCCCUGCGUGUGCAGCCCCUGGACACCCUGGGCCCCGACAGCGACAGCGAGUGACCAGAGGCUCCUGGAGCUCCCGCCGCGCUGCGCCGCUUGCUGGGCCACUGUCUGUCCAAAUUCAGAGGGAAUUAAAAGCCCAGGCUGUUCUCUCCUAUGACUGAUCGCUGGCAGGAAGCUCUGCCUAAUAAACCCUGCAAUAAACCUCACAGAGUCAGGCUUUG
This is a messenger RNA of Motacilla alba alba, 2699 nucleotides long. RefSeq names its product sodium channel epithelial 1 subunit beta (gene SCNN1B). The record is from RefSeq and is a predicted model, not a curated record. NCBI's taxonomy places the organism in Eukaryota, Metazoa, Chordata, Aves, Passeriformes, Motacillidae. Gene Ontology annotation, cellular component: membrane. Gene Ontology annotation, biological process: sodium ion transmembrane transport. The transcript has 17 exons. Bases 445 to 2535 code for a protein of 696 amino acids. Gene Ontology annotation, molecular function: ligand-gated sodium channel activity.